Molecule: messenger RNA, 309 nt
Organism: Fusarium poae
Lineage: Eukaryota; Fungi; Ascomycota; Sordariomycetes; Hypocreales; Nectriaceae
Exons: 2
Coding region: 1-309 (102 amino acids)
Source: RefSeq, a predicted model, not a curated record
AUGCCUGUGACUCUCGCCUCAUAUCCUUGGCGUCUUGAUAUUGCUAUUUCUACUCGUUGCCUGGCUGAGUCUUCGCGGAGUAGGCAUGCUGGCUGGCCCGGCCACAACAACGAAGAUAGCAGUGACGAGAAAACGGACGAAAAAGGAAUUACCGACGACGAUGAAAGCGAUGGAUACCGCCAGCAAGGAAAUAAAGUACAAGAGUACGUUUCGCGCAUCGAUGAAGAAUACUCGACCAGAGACGACGAUGCCGACUUGCUUCGGUCCCGAACCUACCUGACCAAGUUAUCUAUAAGGCCCUAUUUAUAG